CCCUUUUAAGUUUACAUUCCAAUUUAUUUAAAAAGGAAAAAAGUGCGUGCCCAAAAGAAAGUGAGCAACAAUGAAGUUGAUUUUAGUGCGCAAGUUCAGGGUGGUAAUCUUGAUGGUGUUUCUGAUUGCUUGCACAAUGCAUAUUAUGAUCGAUUUAUUACCAAAGCUGGAGAAGAGGGCAGGGAGAAGCGACGGAGAUGCAGGAUGUUCCUGUGCGCACAAUCUCAAUGAGGACUCGCAGGGAUGGGGGAAACAGAGACCCAAAAAUACGGCCGAAUCGGGUUGGCCUAAUAAGCACACGCUGAGGAUCUUACAAGAUUUCAGCAGUGACCCCAGCUCCAAUCUCACUUCGCACUCGCUGGAAAAAAUCACUGGAAUAAUGGACAAGAAUGAGUCCUUCAAGAAACUGGAGAACCGCGACACGGUCAAAGACAUGAACCACAAGCAGCUGAUCCAAGAUGGGAAUAUAAACAAACCCCAGCCUGGUGCUGGCCACUCAAGGUUGGCUGCUCUGUUUCAGCACCCUCUGUACAAAAUCGUUGUUCCUGAGCUCACCGAAGAUGAUGUCUUGUUUAACGUGAACAGUGACAUCAGAUUUAACCCCAAAGCUGCCGAGAACCAGGACUGGCAAAAUGUAGCAAAUGAAGGUAGCGAUGAGGAGGAGUUCUUGCCUACUGGAGAAGCGCAUGUAGAUUCCUAUCCCAACUGGUUAAAGUUUCACAUUGGAAUCAAUCGGUACGAGUUAUAUUCCAGGCAGAAUCCAGCCAUUGGAGCUUUACUGCAAGACCUCGGCAGCCAGAAGAUCACAAGUGUUGCAAUGAAAUCUGGAGGUACCCAGCUCAAGCUGAUCAUGACUUUCCAAAAUUAUGGGCAAGCCUUGUUCAAACCUAUGAAGCAAACAAGAGAACAAGAGACACCUCCUGACUUCUUCUACUUUUCAGACUACGAGCGCCAUAAUGCUGAGAUUGCUGCCUUCCACUUGGACAGGAUUCUUGAUUUCCGACGUGUUCCACCUGUCGCGGGUAGACUAGUCAACAUGACCAAAGAAAUAAGAGAUGUCACUCGGGACAAAAAGCUGUGGAGAACGUUCUUCAUUUCCCCAGCCAACAACAUUUGUUUCUAUGGAGAAUGUUCUUACUACUGCUCAACGGAACACGCUUUGUGCGGGAAGCCUGACCAGAUAGAAGGUUCCUUGGCAGCUUUUCUCCCAGACCUAUCUCUAGCAAAGAGGAAAACAUGGAGGAACCCAUGGAGGCGGUCAUACCACAAGCGCAAAAAAGCAGAAUGGGAAGUUGAUGCUGACUAUUGUGAAGAAGUGAAGCAGACUCCUCCAUACGACAGUGGUACAAGACUUCUAGAUGUCAUCGAUAUGACUAUAUUUGACUUUCUAAUGGGGAAUAUGGAUCGCCACCAUUAUGAGACCUUUGAGAAGUUUGGAAAUGAAACGUUUAUCAUUCACUUGGAUAAUGGAAGAGGAUUUGGAAAACACUCACACGAUGAGAUGUCUAUCCUUGAACCUCUGAAUCAAUGUUGCAGGAUCAAAAAGUCUACAUACCUCCGAAUGCAGCUCCUAGCAAAGGAGGAAUACAAGUUGAGUAAACUGAUGGAGGAGUCUUUACAAAUGGACAAAAUUGCCCCAAUCCUCUAUCAGCCACAUCUUGAAGCAAUGGACAGGAGGCUACGGAUUGUCCUUAAAGCUGUCAGUGACUGCAUAGAAAAAGACAACUAUAACAGCGUGGUUGAACAUGACUUGGACUCUGAUGUGAAUAACAAGACAACCAAGAGGUAGUGAUGGGAAAAGUCUCCAAGCCCAACCAAGAAGACACAGUCUUGCCGAAGACUGCAAAUGCUCCUUUGUGAAUUCAGUGAAUUCAGAUUUAAUCGUUUCCCACUGUAGAAAAGCUAUAGAAACCAAGAAGGAUUAGAUAAUGAAGAAGUCUGUAAAAUAAGUAGAUUAUAAAUGGAUGUGCGUAAGACGAUAUGGUCAAAGACCUACAGAAUCGGUUUUGGGUUCUAAACUUAUCUUGAUCUUUUUGUACAGAUAGGAGGCCUUUAUUUAAAAAUAAAGAUUUUUGUAUUUAUAUAUGGUAUAAUUAUAAAAUGAUGAUCUACCUACCACUUUUUUGGAAAACAUAGAAAAGGGACAGUAUAGUUUUGUUUACCUGUGAUGCUGACUUGACUAUACCACAAUGACGCCUUCAAGAUGACUUCAAUCUCUUAACUUGAGUAUACUGUAUCUUCUGUAAUUGGUAUUUCCAGGGGUUAAAAAUCCAAAGUCUUAAGUGUGGAGGGUUUUGUGCUGAAGUAAUGCUUAGCAAUUGUGGAAGCUUUACUUGAAUGUUACGUAUAGAGAUGAGCUACUCAACUUUAAAGCAAACGGGCAGGCCUUACA
Molecule: messenger RNA, 2392 nt
Organism: Nanorana parkeri
Lineage: Eukaryota; Metazoa; Chordata; Amphibia; Anura; Dicroglossidae
Gene: FAM20C
Product: FAM20C, golgi associated secretory pathway kinase
Exons: 10
Coding region: 71-1789 (572 amino acids)
Biological process (GO): protein phosphorylation
Cellular component (GO): Golgi apparatus
Molecular function (GO): protein serine/threonine kinase activity
Source: RefSeq, a predicted model, not a curated record